Molecule: messenger RNA, 3193 nt
Organism: Pristis pectinata (smalltooth sawfish)
Lineage: Eukaryota; Metazoa; Chordata; Chondrichthyes; Rhinopristiformes; Pristidae
Gene: fam20a
Product: FAM20A golgi associated secretory pathway pseudokinase
Exons: 11
Coding region: 208-1761 (517 amino acids)
Cellular component (GO): Golgi apparatus
Molecular function (GO): protein serine/threonine kinase activator activity
Source: RefSeq, a predicted model, not a curated record
GAGGAGCAGAUGAGCAGAAAUCCUCAGGAUAAAGGGCCUCUGCAUUUAUUUAUGUGUUGAAGGGGGUGUGGGCGUGUAAGAUUUUCCCAAGGGCAGAAACGAUGUAGUGUCACUUUAAGAAGGUUCUGCGUCUCAGCUGAUGAAGCGUGGGUCGUGUUGUGACAGACACUCUCUGGCAGGCAAAGCACUCACCGGCUGAGACAAAGCAUGUGGACUAGAAGGAACAGAUUCCUGAUCGUCUUGUUUCUCUCGACGGCCUUCACGGUCGACCUGCUCUUCAACAUUUUACCCAAGUUGCAGCAGCAGCGGCUCAGCCGCGGCCAGUGUCCGUGCGCUGAGCUGCGGGGCACACGCCCGAACCCGGCCAACGGCAGCAGCGGAGCCCAGGCACGUUGGCAGCUCAGCCCAACUCUCUCCAAACUCCGCCAACUCUUCUCGCACCCCUUGUACCGAGUGCAGUCCCUGACCCGGGGGCUAGGCGACCUCCUCUUGGAAAAAGCCGCUGCUGUCAAAUACUACGAUUACAAAGCUAAACGGGCCAACAGGAAAAGAGCACGAACUGGGAAUGUCACAGGUGCAUGGUACAGCUCUCAGGCUUACCAGUCUUCCAACUGGCUGAAGUUCCACUUAACGAUAGAUCGUUAUGCACUGUAUCCACGAGCUGACCCCUUUCUGGAUCUUCUGCUUGAAGAUUUGGCCAUUCUUGGUAUCAGUGAAGUUGAUUAUACAUAUGAUGAAAAAGCUCUGAAGGGGAGGUGCAACUGUAAAGAAGUUGUGAAACCAAGUGGAGCCCAUCUGAAAGUACUGUUAAAAUUUCAGAACUUUGGAAAAGCAAUCUUCAAACCUAUGAGGCAGAAGCGAGAAGAGGAGACUCCAGCGGAUGUUUUUUAUUUUGUUGACAUUCAAAGACAUAAUGCUGAAAUCGCUGCAUUUCACCUGGACAGAAUUCUCGAUUUCCGCCGAGUUCCCCCAGUGGCUGGUAGAAGAGUUCACCUAAGUAAAGAAAUUCAAGACCUGACCCAAAAUGAGGAUUUGAAAGGGAGUUUUUUCACCUCACCAGACCACAAUGUUUGUUUCUAUUCAAAAUGCCUUUAUUCCUGUAAGACUGAGUAUGCAGUGUGCGGGAGACCACACCAGGUGGAAGGGUCUGUGUCUGCCUUCCUGCCCGACCUCUACAUUGCCCAGCGAGAACUCAUCAAGAACCCAUGGAGCAGGUCCUACACAUUUGCAGAUAAAGCAGAGUGGGAAACCAAUCCAAACUAUUGUAAAAAGAUCAAAAGAACUCCUCCAUACAAUGAAGGCAGUAGACUGUUGAACAUCAUCGAUAUGGCUAUUUUUGACUUUUUAACAGGAAAUAUGGAUCGACAUCACUUUGAGGUCUUCACAAAGUUUGGAAAGGAUGGCUAUAUCAUUCACUUCGACAAUGCCAGAGGGUUUGGGAAACACUCACAUGAUGAACUCUCCAUCCUCGCCCCCCUGACCCAGUGUUGCAGAAUAAAGAAGUCAACGCUCUUGCGUUUGAAUCUUCUGUCACAGCCGGGGUAUCAAUUAAGUGACGUCAUGCGGGAGUCCCUACUUCUCGAUACCCUCAGUCCAGUUUUAACAGAGCCUCACCUACUUGCACUCGACAGACGUCUGCAGGUAAUACUGAAGGCAGUUCGUGAAUGUGUGCACCAGCAUGGAGGUGCUGAUGUAAUCAUGGACGAUGUGGGAGAUGAAUUUGAUGGCAUGGACUUCAACUCCAGUGUGCUGGCCAGGUAACAGGCCACAAAUGUCAAGGAAAGGGAGUUCUAUGAAGGCAAGGACUGCAACUUGAGUGAGGAUAGAAUGCUCCCCAUAUUUAAAAAGCAAGCUCUCUAUUGCUGUAGACACAGGAGCCUGCAGAUGCUGGAAUUUGGAGCAACAAACAAGAUACUGGAGUAACAGAGUGGGUCAGGCAGUGUCUUUGGAGGGGAACAGGCAAUUAAUGUUUUGGGUCAAGACCCUUCAUCCAGUCCUAAUGAAGGGUCUCGACCCGAAACAUUGACCGUCCACAUCCCUCCACAGAUGCUGCCUGACCCGCUGAGUUCCUCCAGUAUCUUGUUUGUUGCUCUCCAUUGAUGUGUUUGUAUCAAAUUCUCAGGCCAGUUUCAGCUCAUCCCAAAGCUGUACUAAUGCUGACUGAUUUGCCUCAAUAAGUUUUCCCCUCCAGUUUCAGAGUGUAGCCUGCUGAGUCACCUGGCACUUGCUGUGCUUUGCUGCAUUGGUUCAGUUCUUGCCAGAACCAUUAGGUGGAGCACCUGAUCAUUGGUUGAGUGUUGCACUCAACUGGGUGAAUGAGUCACACUGCCUGUCUUGCCUGGUGAGUGUGGACUUCCCUGCUGAAGUUGGCAUAUCAAAGCUGCAACCCUACCCUGUCCACCUGGUGUAAUUCCACCCAUAGGGCUAUGACCUCAACAGUUACAAAUCUAUAAACUGGAGGUGGGUGAGAGGAGUUCCAGAGUGACAUACGUACUUUGCUUUGCACUGGUGAAAACUUAUUGGAAGCUCCCAUCUGCAUGAUGGGAAGGGUUAGCCUGGGCAAAUGAGCUUUGGUCUGGGCAAGAGGAUUAGUCUGAGCAGAGGUUUGUCCUGUCCAUUACAAAUGCUGGAAAUCAGAAAUAAUAAUGGAGAAUGCAAAGGAACAAGAUAACAGAAGGUCAGAUGACAUCUGUGGAGAGAGGAAAACAGAUUUAAUGUUGCAGAUGGAUGACCUUUUAUCAGAGCUGAUGAAAAUCAUUGACCUGAACUGGAGACAAAAGAGACUGCAGACGAUCGAAUCUGGAGCAAAAGGCAACCUGCUUUAGGAACUCAGCAGGUCAAGCAGCAUCUGUGGAGGGAAGUGGACAGUCGACGUUUCAGGGUGAGACUCUUCAUCUGGUCUGGGAGGGUAGAGGGGAGAUAGCCGGUAUAAAGAGGUGAGGUGAAGUGGCGGGGCCAGAGCUGGCAAGCGAUAGGUGGGUCCAGGUGAAGAGGGGUGAUAGAUGAAGGAGGGAAGAGUGGAAACGGCAACAGAGGCUGGGAGGAGAUCGGUGGAGGCAACAAAGGGCUGCGGAUGAUGGAAUCUGAUAAGAAAGGAAGGUGGAGCUUGGAGCCAAUAGGGGAGGUGAGGUGUGUAGUUGGGAACAGUUGGGGGGAGGGAAUCCUGUGGGACGAUGUGUGGGUAAUAGGCAGA